Molecule: messenger RNA, 1521 nt
Organism: Aspergillus calidoustus
Lineage: Eukaryota; Fungi; Ascomycota; Eurotiomycetes; Eurotiales; Aspergillaceae
Source: the annotation of a GenBank genome assembly
AUGAUUGCUCAGCUCGCACCUGUGCCCUAUAGCGCCUCUACGCUCGCUGUUGCCUUUGUGGCGGUUGUACUGCUGUACUAUCUGGUUGGGCCCCUUUUCAGCCCGCUCCGUGAUAUCAAAGGGCCAGCGCUUGCGCGCUACACGCGUCUCUGGGAGCUGUACCAGAAUUGGUGCGGCCAAUUCGAGCAUGUCACGGUCGCUCUGCACAAGCAAUAUGGCCCCAUCGUGCGCCUGGCGCCCAAUCGCUACAGCAUCAGCGACCCCUCGGUGAUCCGCAGCAUCUACGGUGCGGGCUCCAAGUUCUCCAAGUCGGACUACUACGACCCGUUUGGCUCCCCGUCCAUGGCGCACCGAGAUGUCUUUACCGAGAAGAGCAACGAGAAACACGCCUCAGAGCGCCGGAAAACCUCGCACCUAUACUCCAUGAGCUCCCUCGUCUCCUACGAGCCCUUUGUCGACAAAGUAAACAGCGAAUUCAUGGCUGCGCUGGCAGACCAUGCCCGCCACGGGCGCGACUUCGACCUGUUUACCUGGAUGCAGUUUUACGCCUUUGAUAUCAUUGGCGAGAUUACCUUUGGCCGAUCGUUUGGUCUUAUCGAAGCCGGGUAUGAUAAGGAUCACCUCCUACAUGCCGCCCACAUGGGUUCGAUUGGGUACGGGUCCAUGGUUGCGCUGGUGCCAGAGGUUCACCCCUGGUAUCUGUGGUUCCAGAGAGUGGUGCCCGUCGAGAGCCACUGGCGGGUUAUACAGCGGGUGAUUAUGCGCGAGAUCGGGGAGAGGAUGCAAGGGGCAAGCUUUAGCGACCGCAAGGACUUCCUGGAGAAGUGUGCCGAGUUGACCAAGGCUGGGAAGAUGGAUGAGUUUACAAUGAACAAUGUUCUCGGCUCCAAUGUGGGCGCGGGCUCGGAUACCACUGGGAUCAGCAUGACUGCCAUCAUCUACUUUCUCAUAAGGCAUCCCGAUUGUCUGGAGAAGCUGCGGGAUGAGAUUGAGGGUGCGGCGCAGGAGGGCAAUCUCUCGGAUCCGGUCACCUUCCAGGAAGCCCAGAAGCUGCCGUACCUGCAGGCGUGUAUCAAGGAGGCGCUGCGGAUGCAUGCGGCGGUUGGUCAGAUCCUGAGCAGGGUUGUUCCAGAAGGGGGUGCUCAGCUCGCAGGGAGACAUUUUCCACAGGGGACCGUCGUCGGGGUCAACGCCUGGGUAAUCCACGGCGAUGCAAGCAUCUGGGGCGAAGAUGUAGACCAGUUUCGACCAGAGCGUUGGCUGGUUCCAAAGGAGAGACUUGCAUUCCUAGAACAGCAUUACCUCGCAUUUGGGGCCGGGGCAAGAACUUGUAUAGGGAAGAACAUUUCCCUCUUGGAAAUGACAAAGCUCGUGCCGCAGUUGGUGAGGAAGUUUGACUUUGUACCUGCUGGAAAGGCUGAAUGGACAACAAGCAGUGGGUGGUUCGUUAAGCAGAGAAUCCAGGUUAGGCUUGUUGAAAGGAAUUGGUCGGCAGAAUUGGGAAGCGAGUUUGCGGAAUAA